Messenger RNA from Calypte anna (Anna's hummingbird), 625 nucleotides. RefSeq names its product PDZK1 interacting protein 1 (gene PDZK1IP1). NCBI's taxonomy places the organism in Eukaryota, Metazoa, Chordata, Aves, Apodiformes, Trochilidae. The record is from RefSeq and is a predicted model, not a curated record. The transcript has 4 exons. Bases 41 to 508 code for a protein of 155 amino acids.
GAUUUGAAUAACCAGGUGUGAGCAUCGGCCUCCCUCGUUAAUGCGUUUGAUAAUUGACCAGGAGCUCAUUCCUGCGGGAGGGCGGUGUGCCCAAGCCCAGCUCCCGAUUGCUCCUCAGCAAUCCCGAGAUCCCGCAGCCCUGCCCGCCGCCAUGGCUCCCCGCUGCUUCCUCCUCCUCCUCCUCCUCGGGUUGCUCCUGGCGCUGGAGCCUGCCUGCUGCCAGCAAGCCCGGGGCAGCCUCCAGCCAUGGUCACAGGGUGUCAUCGCAGUGGUUGUGUUUCUAGUCCUGGUGGCCAUUGCUUUUGUGGUCAACAGGUUCUGGUGUACGGAGAAAGUGGAAAAUGUUGAGACAGUGGUGAGCUUCGAGGACAAGCAGGACACUGUCACACCCAAUGGCCAUGAAGGGAGAUAUGUAACGGCUGCAGCCAGCUUCAGGUCCAAAGAGAACCAGCAUGCCUACGAGAACACUCUGGAGCCCGAGGACAGGGUGAUCACCACUGCCAUGUAGCAAGCCCCCUGGCUGGCCACCCUCCUUCCUCCUUUCACUUUGCUUCCCUCUGUCCUGAUGGGCAUUUUCACAGGGACCCUCUGCACUGGCAUCCCCCUGCACAGCAGCUCUGACCUC